This is a messenger RNA of Coprinopsis cinerea okayama7#130, 846 nucleotides long. RefSeq names its product TatD DNase domain containing 1. NCBI's taxonomy places the organism in Eukaryota, Fungi, Basidiomycota, Agaricomycetes, Agaricales, Psathyrellaceae. Gene Ontology annotation, cellular component: cytosol. Gene Ontology annotation, molecular function: 3'-5'-DNA exonuclease activity. The transcript is spliced from 9 exons. The record is from RefSeq and is a predicted model, not a curated record. Bases 1 to 846 code for a protein of 281 amino acids.
AUGUCAACUGAUUCUAGGUUCAUCGACAUUGCCAUAAACCUGACAGACCCCGUUUAUCGGGGACUCUAUCACGGAAAGAAGAAGCAUGAAGAUGAUAUGACGGAAAUGCUGCAGAGAUGCAAAGUUGCCGGUGUCAAAUCUAUGAUCAUUACAGGAGGAAGCCUGAGCGAAUCAAAAGAGGCACUGGAUUUAGCAAAGGAACUCGAUUACGACCGAACACACUUCGCCGACCCAGAAACGCAGAAGAAAUACUUCAGAGUUCAGUUAAGCCUUGCGAAAAAGCAUCACCUUCCCUUAUUCCUGCACUCUCGUGCUGCUCACAAGGAUUUUGUCCAAAUCCUCCGAGACGAAGGCUUCGGUGUCGAUGGUGGGAGAACUGUUGGGGCCAGGGGAGGAGUAGUACACAGCUUCACCGGCCUUCCCGAAGAAGUUUCCGAGCUCACUUCGAUGGGAUUUCACGUUGGGAUUAACGGAUGUUCUCUCAAAACGAAAGAGAACCUUGACGCCGCUAAAUCAGUUCCACUCAACCUCCUCAUGCUCGAAACUGAUGGUCCAUGGUGCACCAUGAACCCUACACAUGCGUCAAAGGCUCAUCUUGAUACCAUGCCAUCGGUUCUUCGCAACGCAUUCUUCCCUCCUUCUGUGAAAGCAGAAAGGUUCGUCAAGGGAAAGGUUGUAAAAGGGAGAAAUGAACCCAUAGCAAUCGGUGGUGUAGCUUGGGUCAUGCAUCGCCUUCUUCAAGUUCCCUACAAAACUCUGGUAGACACGACCUGGGACAACACCGUGAGGACCUUCGGGCUCUCAGAACUCGUGGAUGAGACCCCGACGAUACCUGGUGCAGAUUAA